Molecule: messenger RNA, 612 nt
Organism: Rhizoctonia solani
Lineage: Eukaryota; Fungi; Basidiomycota; Agaricomycetes; Cantharellales; Ceratobasidiaceae
Exons: 7
Coding region: 1-612 (203 amino acids)
Source: RefSeq, a predicted model, not a curated record
AUGGCCCAAAAGAUAAUUAAUUUCUAUGCAAAUCAGCUUUCAGUAAACGUAACCUUAGUACUUGUAUUCAAGCCGCCACUUCCUUCUGCCCGUUCUCUAGUAUGGAGUAGAAGAACCAAUGUUUUUCCCGCUACCUGGUUGGAAAUCAAGGGGGAUUACACCACCGUAACAGGUAGUGAGAAGCAAAAAUAUCUUGGAAUCGGCUACUUCACGCCCUUUGAUUACGGCAAUUACGAUUACGACUAUGACAUUGAUCCGCCUGAUUGGGAUGAAGAUCAUGGACCUUCUAUGUGCAAGUGCGUUAAUCAGUGUAAUAGUUCAAUAGAUUUUCAGCUUGGUCUGGCUCAUGGAGAAGGGAUGAAUCAGCGCUUUGAGCCUAUCAUUCUCUGGAAGGAUAUUGUACCGAGUUGUACGGUCACUUUCAGUCCCAAGCUUAUUCUUUUAGGUUAUGCGAUCAAGAAUUACAAAGGAAAUGGGCCGUUAUUUGACAAAAUUGAGUCCGAGCCUACAUGGUCCCAAGACAUUUCGUUACUUGACGAUGAGACGAGCUGGAACCUUGUACAAGACAAAACUACAGGCACUAUGACCGUUGAACGGGCGGAUGUCAUCUAA